AUGGCGUAUGAUCAGUAUGCUACGAUCUGCAAACCACUGAUCUAUGUGGCCAUCAUGUCCGAAAAGAAACGCGUGGGCUUGGUAGUUCUUUCCUACCUAACAAGUAUCAUAAACGCUCUAAUGUAUACCAACUGGGUUGUUUGCUUAUGGUUCUGUGGCCCGAAUGAAAUCAAUUAUUUCUGUUGUGACUCUUCUGCCCUCUUGAAGCUUUCUUGUUCUGACACCCAUCUAGCUAAGAUCUUCCCAUCGAUCUCUUCAGGGGCCAUGGUGACCAUCACAACUAUGAUUAUAGUCAUCUUUUAUCUCUACCUCUGCCAUUCUGAGAAUACACACCACGGAGGGAAGAUACAAAUCCUUUUAACCUGCUCCUCUCAUCUUUUGACCAUAAUGCCGUACUUUGGGACUGUCACAUUUAUCUAUGUUAGUCCCAGUUCCAACUACUCGAUGGAUCAGAACAAAGUGGUGUCCGUGUUCUACGUGGUGGUGAUCCCCAUAUUGAACCUUCUGAUUUAUAGCCUGAGGAACAAGGAAAUUAUGGAUACUCUCAGAAGAAUGGUUGCUAAGGGAAGUCUUUCCUGA
Molecule: messenger RNA, 579 nt
Organism: Tachyglossus aculeatus (Australian echidna)
Lineage: Eukaryota; Metazoa; Chordata; Mammalia; Monotremata; Tachyglossidae
Product: olfactory receptor 480-like
Exons: 1
Coding region: 1-579 (192 amino acids)
Biological process (GO): sensory perception of smell; G protein-coupled receptor signaling pathway
Cellular component (GO): membrane
Molecular function (GO): odorant binding; olfactory receptor activity
Source: RefSeq, a predicted model, not a curated record